Messenger RNA from Tarenaya hassleriana, 575 nucleotides. RefSeq lists its product as uncharacterized. The transcript has a single exon. Lineage: Eukaryota; Viridiplantae; Streptophyta; Magnoliopsida; Brassicales; Cleomaceae. Gene Ontology annotation, molecular function: metal ion binding. The record is from RefSeq and is a predicted model, not a curated record. The annotation marks the transcript as partial.
AAUGGAAAAGGGGUGAGGACAGUAGAGUACAAUGCAGAAGAAGGGUUGAUGACAGUUUCAGGAGAAGUGAACCCGAACAAGCUGCUCAGUAAGAUUCAGAAAUUGGGUAAAGAAGCACAACUCAUAUCAGUGCAGAAUCACUCAUUGCUUGACGACAGCCCCGACACAAGCCAGUUCGAGACGGAGCAAGUGUUCCUUUCUCAGCAUGACAAGGAGGUGGAGAUGGUCAGAUCGAGACAGAGCAAGUGUUCCUUUCUCCAGUGCUUCUUCCGGAUCAAAUCCAGCAAGGUAAAGGUCCAACCUUCCACAUCAUCGGCUCCGGUAAGAGAGACUCGAAACUGGCAGAGGGGGCUCGAGAAUGGAAGAGCCUGGGGGUCAUUUCCCAGCAGAGCACCACCCCCACAUGGCCACCUUCCACCAUACCCUCCUCCAUACUUCGUCAUGGGCCAACCACCAAUGCCACCGCCACCAACAUUGCACUUCCAGCCUCUUCCUCCACAGAUGGUCAACCCCACACUGCACUACCCCCGCUUCUGACUCAGUCGUGAACAGUAACAUGUUACAGUUCCUGCAAA